Capra hircus (goat) is the source of this 4283-nucleotide messenger RNA. RefSeq names its product lysophosphatidic acid receptor 6 (gene LPAR6). Gene Ontology annotation, biological process: positive regulation of Rho protein signal transduction; phospholipase C-activating G protein-coupled receptor signaling pathway. The transcript has a single exon. Gene Ontology annotation, molecular function: lysophosphatidic acid receptor activity. NCBI's taxonomy places the organism in Eukaryota, Metazoa, Chordata, Mammalia, Artiodactyla, Bovidae. The record is from RefSeq and is a predicted model, not a curated record. The coding region runs from base 770 to 1795 and encodes 341 amino acids. Gene Ontology annotation, cellular component: membrane.
AAAGGAACUGCAAACAAACUGGGCUGAAACCUUUCUUUGUUCAAGCCCAGCCUUUUCUUCCUGUGAUGUCAUAUUACAAAUCGAGCAAGCCUCUCUUUUUCUCUUCAGAGAAAGCUCGUCUCACGACACAGCUGGCAACUGAGGAAAGGCCUCCGAGUCAGCAGGAGCGAACACGCUUAGGAAUUUAUUUUGGAACCUUUGAAAGACUCCUCUGCUUACCCCUAUCUGGGAUCCACUGCAGGAAUACCGAAAAGGAAAACUUCAUUUAAAAGGUGUAAGAAAUAAGUGAGAUUGAACUGGGAAUGUUUAAGUCUCAGAAACUUUGCAUUGAAAAGCAAAAUGUGAUUGCUAACUUCAGCUUAAACAUUCUGCAGCAUAAAGAAACUUUCAUUUUGGAAUAUUCAUCUUGACCACGGAAACCGAAGUUUACAGGAUGAGGAGUUUUACUCCGUGUCAGAACACAGUUUUUAUUUAAACUUUAUAAUCCAAUGGAUUGGCUUCAUAGUGUUUUUAAUACGAAGCCCUGGGAUCACAGAUCUUCUGGAGACUUGAAAAUGAAAAUCUUUUCUUGUUGAAGAAUCAAGUGGAAACUUUAUAGCAACAAACUUCAUGUUUCUUUCGGAAGAAAAAGAAAUAUUUGUAAAAUCUUGCAAAGAUCCAAAGGAUUUGCAAAUACACUGGAGGUUACAAAGUAAUCACGAUCUGAAUAUCAAAGGAGACUGUUGCUGACCAAAGGACUUCAACACUGUAAACUGGACGUGCCUUUAGAAUGGUAAGCAAUAACAGCUCUGACUGCAUAUAUAAUGACUCCUUUAAGUACACCUUGUAUGGGUGCAUGUUCAGUAUGGUGUUUGUGCUUGGGUUAAUAUCCAACUGUGUCGCCAUAUAUAUUUUCAUCUGUACUCUCAAAGUGCGGAAUGAAACAACAACAUACAUGAUUAACUUGGCAAUGUCAGACUUGCUUUUCGUUUUUACUUUACCCUUCAGGAUAUUUUACUUUGCAACAAGGAACUGGCCCUUUGGGGAUUUACUUUGUAAGAUUUCAGUGAUGUUCUUUUAUACCAACAUGUACGGAAGCAUUCUGUUCUUAACCUGUAUUAGUGCUGAUCGGUUUCUGGCCAUCGUCUACCCAUUUAAGUCGAAGACGCUGAGAACCAAACGAAAUGCAAAAAUCGUUUGUAUUGCUGUGUGGUUAACUGUGAUGGGAGGAAGUGCACCAGCAGUUUUUGUUCCAUCUCCGGGUAACAAUACUUCAGCAACCUGCUUUGAAAAUUUUCCAGCAGCUACAUGGAAAACCUUUCUCUCAAGGAUUGUAAUUUUCAUAGAAAUAGUGGGGUUUUUUAUUCCUCUCAUUUUAAACGUAACUUGUUCUAGUAUGGUGCUGAGAACUUUAAAUAAACCUGUAACAUUAAGUAGAAGUAAAAUAAAUAAAACUAAGGUUUUAAGAAUGAUAUUUGUACAUUUGGUUAUAUUCUGUUUCUGCUUCGUGCCUUACAAUAUCAACCUUAUUUUAUAUUCUCUUAUGAGAACACAGACGUUUGUCAAUUGCUCAGUGGCAGUAGCAGUAAGGACCAUGUACCCAAUCACUCUCUGCAUUGCUGUUUUAAACUGUUGCUUUGACCCUAUCAUUUACUACUUCACGUCGGACACGAUUCAAAAUUCAAUAAAAAUGAAAAACUGGUCCAGCAGGAGAAGUGACUCCAGAUUCUCUGAAGUUCAAGGCACAGAAAACUUUAUUCAACAUAACCUACAGAUGUUGAAAAAUAAGAUACCUGACAAUGAAUCUACAAUAUAAGCUGUAUGAAAUAAGAACACCAGGACUUUACUGGGACAGAACCUCCAAGGUCCUUCAACUGUGAAAAUUGUUUUCCUGGACAACAAUUUUUCCACCUCAGAAAGAAAAUAAACACGUGGACAUUUAAAAGUUUUUAGUAUUAAAAAAGUAUUUGAUGUGUUAGGCAUUAAAAUGUAUUCUGUUCUUGUAUACACUCAGUUUUAUUUUUCUGAGCCACUUUGAUUUGUACCUUUCUCUUCAUUAGAAAAAAAAAUCUCUAGAAAAGUUGUUCAAAAUAUAAAAGUAAUCAUGAUUUAAGUCAUGUGAUAACCAUGUGUAUGGUCUUUGAAUAUCAGUGAUUUUAUACUAAAUAUUUAACAAAUAUUAAAAUUUUCAUUUAAGUGUUUAAUACCUUUAUUCAGUAUACAUCUAAUUUUGAUUUCAGUCUUAAUUGAAUCUCUAAUCAUGUUUCUUAAACUAUAAUAACAUAAAUGAGAACGAGUUAUUUAAAGAAUCUGUAAGUGUCUUUAGAGUAUUUUUCAAAAAGACAGUAAAAAUGUCUUCUGUAGAAUGACAUACUGACACUAUCUGAGGAUGUCGAGCAGUUACACUUACAGAUAAUAUUUAGGAUUUUGUCUUGGUAUGCAAUUUGUAAAAAGCAGAAACUGUAUAAAUAGAAUAGUAUACUUUAAAAUUACACUUUUGGUUCAUUUUCUGCAUUUAACAGCACUCAACUUAAAAACAAUGUAUGUUGUGGAAACUAACAAAAUGUUAUUUUGCUAAGUAAAUUUUAAAAAAUACUACUACAGUAUAUUUUAAAGGCAUAUUUAUGUCACAAUAAGUAACUUGUUUUUUAAGUAUUUUAGUUCAGAGAAAUAACAUAUAAUACUUGACACUUAGACAGUGAUCAGUACAUAUGUUUUGAUUAUUUAAGGCAAACAAAUUUUUAAAUGUCUAGAAAUUUGUAUUUUCCCUUUACAGUCAAUUAGUACUUUUUUCCAUAUAGAAUUUCAGGUUUACAAUCAUUAUCUUUCUGAACUUUUGAGGCCUUGAUCCAUCUUUCUUUAAAUUGCAAGGCUGUUAAGUCAAAUAUUGAAUAGCUGAACAAUAUUAUUGCAGGUAGACAAGAUGUUAUUGUAUGUCAAAAUAACUUGUGAAGUAAGGACACAGGUCCUUCCAUAAAAAGCAGCAAAACUAGAGGGUCAAAUAACUAAGUACAAUUACAUUUUCAUUUUACUAAACAUAAAUAAGGUAUCGCGUUAAGCUAAAAUUUAGAUAUGAAGCACUAUCUACACUAAAACGCUUUCAUUUUCCAACAUAUCUUUUCCCCAAAUUCAAGCAGUUUUCCAAAGUUAACUAAAAAAAUUAUUUAUUAGCAUUCAAUCUAUCUGAUUUUCACAUUUUCAAUCUUUCAAGUCCUAAAUACAAAUUUGGAUAAACAAAACACUCUCUGUUUUAAGGUUUAAGUUUGAAUUUCGCUGUUCUCUGGGUCUGAGCUACAAUGGCUUCAAAUAAAUCACAGAAGUAAGCUCAUUUCAAAACUCACUUCAAAAAAAAUGACAGUGGAGGACUUUCUUGCUAGUAAGUGAUAGUCUCCUUUAAAUGAACCUAAAACAAAAUAAAUCCUUUAAAAAGAAAACUAGUGAAGAAAUUAAACAUAGCUCUUUAUAUCCCAAGAGAAGUAUAUAGGUUGUAAAGAUGUUUUCUUCAAUUGACCCUGAAGUGCCUUUAUUUGAUACCAUUCUUCAGGAAAAAAAAGAAAACAAAUAUAUUUAGCACUCUAAACAUAUAUUUUUGAGUUGGAAAGCAACUAACAAUUUAAUAAUACAGAAGAAAGGUGUAGAGUUUGUAACAGAUUUCAAAGAAGUUUUCUUGGAUUAAGUAUCUGAGCAAGAAUUCAAAAGCAUGGAUAUUAUUUUAAAAUAUAAGCAAAAAUAGUCAUCAGAUAGUUGUUACUACUGGAGAAAUUUUUGUUGCCUGCUUGUCAACAGGAAGAUGAAUCAGAAAAUUUGUAAGAUUCUUCUUGAAUACAUAACAGACAAACAUUAGUUUUCCUCAACUACAACUUCAAAUCCUAGGUAAAUCUUAACUACAGGGACAAAGAGGGUGCAAAAGUUAUUUUUCUCUGUUGGUUUUGCAUUUUUAAGUAAAUUAUACAUUCAGAGGGUUAUCUCUUUCCCUUUUACCCAGAAAAUCUGUUUUAAGAAAACUCAGAAUUUACUUUUUGUUUCCUUAGAAAGACAAUACUAGCCCUCCCUCCCCCAAAACUGCCCACUGUUUUUUACAUCUUUAUAAAAGAGUAGAUGAUUUACCUAAUCUUCCUUUCUGUAUUAAAGUAAAAGAAGUAAGAUGAAAAGUUUUCAAGUGUGUAAAACCACUUUCCAGCAUCCUAAGGAUUUCGAACUUAGAAGUGAUCUUUUCUAAGAAAAUCAACCAAGUAGCUAGUUUACCAAAAGAAUGUAUGAAAAUAUAUGUAUUAUAUCCACAGAAAAUUAAAAGGAACUUAAGG